CAGACAGCGCUCGGCAGCGCCCGGUCGGCGGCGGGCGGGCAGCGGAGCCGUCGGCGGGGCGAGCAUGGAGGAGGGCGGCCGGAGCCCCCGGGAGGAGGCGGCCGAGCCGCAGGAGUCCGGCGGCGACGCGGAGCCCGGCGGCGGCGGCGGGCGGCGGGGGCUGCUGCUCCCCCCCGGUGACCCACCGCACCCCCACCCGCACCCGCACCGCAUCACCAACUUCUUCAUCGACAACAUCCUGCGGCCCGAGUUCGGGCGGAGGAAGGAGGCGGGCGGCCCCGACGGAGAGCCCCGGCGGCCCGGCGCGGAGAGCCGCCGCAGCCCCGCCGCGGCGCCGGCCCCCGGCGCUCCGCUGCCCGGCGGCGGGGCGGGCUCGCCGGGCCGGGGGGAGGGCGGCCCCGCCGGGCUGGCCCUGCACGGCGCCGCCAAGAAGGGGGGGGACCCCGCUGCGCUGGAGGCGGCCCUGAAGGCGCGGGGGCUGAGCGGCGGCGACCUGUCGGUGAGCUCGGACUCGGAUAGCUCGCAGGCCAGCUCCAACGCCGGGAACCAGCCCAUGCUGUGGCCCGCCUGGGUGUACUGCACGCGGUACUCGGACCGGCCCUCCUCAGGUCCCCGCUCCCGCAAACCAAAGAAGAAGAACCCCAACAAGGAGGACAAGCGGCCUCGCACCGCCUUCACGGCCGAGCAGCUGCAGAGACUCAAGGCCGAGUUCCAGACGAACCGGUACCUGACGGAGCAGCGACGGCAGAGCCUGGCCCAGGAGCUCGGGCUCAACGAGUCCCAGAUCAAAAUCUGGUUCCAGAACAAACGGGCCAAGAUCAAGAAGGCGACGGGCAGUAAGAACUCCCUGGCAGUGCACCUCAUGGCCCAGGGGCUCUACAACCACUCCACCACGGCGAAAGACGGCAAGUCGGACAGUGAAUAGCCGA
Molecule: messenger RNA, 929 nt
Organism: Zonotrichia leucophrys gambelii
Lineage: Eukaryota; Metazoa; Chordata; Aves; Passeriformes; Passerellidae
Gene: EN2
Product: engrailed homeobox 2
Exons: 2
Coding region: 65-925 (286 amino acids)
Biological process (GO): multicellular organism development; regulation of transcription by RNA polymerase II; neuron differentiation
Cellular component (GO): nucleus
Molecular function (GO): RNA polymerase II cis-regulatory region sequence-specific DNA binding; DNA-binding transcription factor activity, RNA polymerase II-specific
Source: RefSeq, a predicted model, not a curated record